AUCCAGUCCAGUCAAAUCACAGCGACCCGGCAGCUGGAGGGACGUCGCUUCUGUUUACAGCGUCUGGAGCCGCAGUGGAGCUGCGACACAUAACCGCGUCUCCAACGACAUCACUUUACGUUACGGUUUAAAAAAGCAACUGUUGCUGUUAGAAGAAUAAACCAGAAAUGGACGAAAAGGCGUUUACGAAGGAGCUGGAUCAGUGGAUAGAGCAGCUGAACGAAUGCAGGCAGCUGUCCGAGGGACAAGUGAAGACACUAUGCGAAAAGGCGAAGGAGAUCCUGACCAAAGAGUCGAACGUCCAGGAGGUGCGAUGCCCGGUGACGGUGUGCGGCGACGUUCACGGUCAGUUCCACGACCUGAUGGAGCUGUUCAAGAUCGGAGGGAAGUCCCCCGACACAAACUACCUGUUCAUGGGCGACUAUGUGGACAGAGGAUACUACUCUGUAGAAACUGUCUCUCUGCUCGUAGCUCUUAAGGUACGUUUCCGGGAGCGAAUAACGAUCCUCAGGGGAAACCACGAGAGCAGACAGAUCACGCAGGUCUACGGCUGCUACGACGAGUGCCUAAGGAAAUACGGGAACGCCAACGUGUGGAAGUACUUCACCGACCUGUUCGACUACCUGCCGCUCACCGCGUUGGUAGACUCUCAGAUUUUCUGCCUUCAUGGAGGCCUGUCACCAUCUAUAGACACCCUGGACCACAUCAGGGCUCUGGACCGCCUACAGGAAGUACCACAUGAGGGCCCCAUGUGCGACCUGCUGUGGUCGGAUCCUGACGACCGCGGCGGCUGGGGCAUCUCCCCCCGCGGAGCCGGCUACACGUUCGGCCAGGACAUCUCAGAGACGUUCAACCACGCAAACCGCCUCACGCUGGUGUCCCGAGCCCACCAGCUCGUCAUGGAGGGAUACAACUGGUGCCAUGAGAGGAACGUGGUGACGAUUUUUAGCGCUCCCAACUACUGCUAUCGCUGUGGCAACCAGGCGGCCAUCAUGGAGUUAGACGACACUCUCAAAUACUCCUUCUUGCAAUUCGAUCCGGCGCCUCGCAGAGGAGAGCCACACGUAACCCGCCGCACCCCAGACUACUUCCUGUGAACCUUGACCUCUCCUAGCGACCCGCAUACAGCCAAGUCCAGACGUUAUACGAACCAAUACCGACACGAAUGAGGAACAGGAAACUGGGGAACGCAGCAGUGCACAUUGAACAUCCACACAGCGACGAGGCGGUUUCUGGGAGGAGGACGGACCAAACGGUGUGUGCCAUAAUCACUGCGCUGUUCGCUGCUGAGGACGAAACAUGAAACUCCUCAUUCUGAACAUCUGCAGCUGCUCGAAUCCCAUCAGCUUUAGUUCAACAGUUCUCAACAUAUGUUUGCACUUUUGUACAUUUAAAUAAAUUUGACAUUUGUAUCGUAUGUCUAAAAAAUACAGAUUAUAAAUAUGAUUUUUUUUCCCUUCCUGUUUUUUUUUUUUUUUAUUGUAAAAAAAUCUAAAGCUUUACACAAAUUACAGUUUAACUUAUAAAAUGUAUGUAACUUAUAAAAAUCCUCAUCAACUCACCGACUCCCUUCCAGCUCUGUACUUUAACUAAGCAGUUAGAAUAAUAAAGAUGGCUUCUGGAUG
Messenger RNA from Xiphophorus maculatus (southern platyfish), 1625 nucleotides. It is a transcript of the gene ppp2cab, whose product is annotated as protein phosphatase 2 catalytic subunit alpha. The record is from RefSeq and is a predicted model, not a curated record. Gene Ontology annotation, molecular function: protein serine/threonine phosphatase activity. Gene Ontology annotation, biological process: peptidyl-serine dephosphorylation; mitotic cell cycle. Bases 168 to 1097 code for a protein of 309 amino acids. NCBI's taxonomy places the organism in Eukaryota, Metazoa, Chordata, Actinopteri, Cyprinodontiformes, Poeciliidae. The transcript has 7 exons. Gene Ontology annotation, cellular component: cytosol.